Messenger RNA from Hymenoscyphus albidus, 2178 nucleotides. NCBI's taxonomy places the organism in Eukaryota, Fungi, Ascomycota, Leotiomycetes, Helotiales, Helotiaceae. The record is from the annotation of a GenBank genome assembly.
AUUAGAGCAAAAAUGGAGUAAGGUGACUAUGUGGUAGGUGGUUGAUGAAUCUGGGCAAACAAGGGUAAAAGCUUACAUGAAAGCUUGUUGUUACCCCGCAAAAAUCCCCGGGUCUCUCUUUAUCUUUCAAGCUUCGACUUGUCUUCUUUUUCAAACUUGGGAUACGAUUUUGCUAGUAUUAGCUUGCUAAACCAAAGUUCCUGUACAUGCAUUCCACGCCUUACAUCGAGAAAGUUCAAGCUGAGAUGCUUGAAGCAAAGCUUGCGGAGGCCGAGAAAUCGGGAGAGACGGAGUUAUCCCAGGAAGAUGCUGCAAUGACAAGAAGAGUCCUUCUGAAGCUUGAUUUUAGGUACAUAUUCUGUCUCAUCCCGUCAAAUAAGGAUUCUACUGAUGCUCGGCUGUUCUCAGAAUUCUUCCAGUCCUCGCGGUUUUGUUUCUUUGCUCGUUUCUGGACCGCACAAAUGUUGGGAACGCGAAAACAUACGGGUUGGAGAAGGACCUGAAAAUGAAUGAUCAUCAAUACGACGUUGGACUCACCGUUUACUAUGCAACAUACAUCGCGAGGUAAGCUCCCACAAUCUACAUGGUCUAUUGAUUAGUUGAAAUUGGUCGCUGACAUAGUUCUGCGUGAAAGUGAGAUACCAAGUAAUCUUAUUCUCAAGAAGGUAUCACCAAAAGUAUGGCUUCCAGCUCUGACAGUAAUGUGGGGUAUUGUGUGCAUGUGUUUGGGUUUCGUCCGUAACUAUACCGGGUUCGUAAUUAUGAGGGCAGUUUUGGGACUUGCAGAGGGUGGACUUCUUCCCGGAAUUGUAAGUCUCACCGUUUAUUCACUCCAUGUUACAUCCUAACAUUUCUAGGUCUUAUAUCUAUCACAUAUUUAUACCCGUGGAGAAAUGGCCCUUAGACUCGGUUUGUUCUACACAGCUGCCUCACUCAGCGGAGCUUUUGGUGGAUUACUGGCUCGAGGACUUACGUCAAUUGGAAGACGAGGGGAGCAAGCCCAAUGGACCUGGAUUUUGAUCAUUGAGGGACUUAUAGUAAGUUUGAAACCAGUGUUAUGGAAAAUGCUAAUUCUCACAGACUGUUGUUGCUGGAGUGGUAUCCUAUUUUCUUCUGCCCAACUCCGUACAAACCGCAUCCUUCCUCAAGCCCGAGGAACGUAUUUUCGCGCGCUCACGGUUGAAUCUCGAUGUCCCCUCGAGAUUAGCAGAAGAAGGCAGCGAAUACCAACAAGAAGGUUUUCAGUGGUCCGAAGUCAAACGAGGAGUUCUCAAUAUCUCAACUUGGCUCUCAGCAGCUGCGUAUUUCGGUAUUCUCGCUGGCCUCUACUCGUUCGGACUCUUCCUCCCCACCAUAAUCGUCGAAUUGGGUUACACUGCAAAUGAAGCCCAGUUGUGGUCUGUCAUUCCAUAUGCUGUUGCAUCUGUCAUCACCGUAUGCGUGUCUAUCAUUUCGGAUCGUCUCAAGCUUCGAGGGGUGAUCAUGCUGUUUGUUCUGGUACCCGCUAUAAUCGGUUAUGCUGUGAUAGCAAAUAUCAGUAAUUCGCACCCAAAAGUCAAAUAUGGUAUGACUUUUCUCAUGGCUACGGGAAUGUAUGCCAGUGUUCCUUGCGUGUUGGUAUGGAACUCAAAUAAUUCGGCGGGUCAUUACAAGCGAGCUACGACGACAGCACUUCAACUUAUGAUCGCUAAUAGUGGAGGAUUUGUGGCAGCCUUUAUCUAUCCAAAGAGAGAUUCUCCUACAUUCCAUAAGGGAUAUACAGUUAUCCUUGGAUUGCUAGUAUUUGCUUGGUUCAUGUAUGUAUCCCCUUCCGUCCAAAAAGGUUCAAAUACUAAUUAGAAUAGGGUUCUAUUCAACGUGCUUUAUUGCGCGAAAGUCAACAAAGACAAAGCGAAUGGAAAAUACGACAAGUACAUUGGCUAUGCAGAUGACCGAGAUCCGGAUUUUAAGAUGGUUCUUUAGACGAAGGUUUGACUGGCCAAAGGAUGAGCAGGACUCACGAGUGAGCAAGACUCGGGAUAGCGUGUUAUUUUUGAGCUUACCCAAAAGUAUGACCAACCGUAGUUACGCGAUCGAGAAUAAUGGCAGAUCUAUUUACUAAAAGCUAUAGAAUCACCUAGACUUAGACGUAUUUUAGACUUAUAUAAAUACUAAGCUUCUUAGCUUAGUUCCCGCCAG